This is a messenger RNA of Impatiens glandulifera, 637 nucleotides long. RefSeq lists its product as uncharacterized. The transcript has 4 exons. The coding region runs from base 1 to 540 and encodes 179 amino acids. Lineage: Eukaryota; Viridiplantae; Streptophyta; Magnoliopsida; Ericales; Balsaminaceae. The record is from RefSeq and is a predicted model, not a curated record.
AUGUCGACUCUGUGUGGUGGUACUGCUAUUAUCAUGUUUACUUCUUCCUCUUCUUCAUUUUCAGUAUUAUCAUCAGCAUCAGCAUCGCCGGCGACGCCGUCUCGCCUUCCGAACAAGUCUCAUCCUGCCGGAACAAGUACAACAACAACAAGGCGGCUUCUUCUUCAGACGCUUACAGCUUCCAUGGUCGCAUUUUGUUUGAUCUGGGCAGCUAAAGCAGGGAUUUUAUCGGGUUACCCUGGAAUUGAAUCUGUUCCUGGCCCUGAUUUACCAUCUAUUGAGUUUCUCAAUAAAUGGAACGAUGAGAAUCAGAAACUCUAUACUGAAAAUGAUAAGAGAUUCAAGGAUUCCCCCAUUCUCAAAAAGCUUCUUGAGCAAUCAAAGCUCAACAAAGACAAGAAUAAACAACUAGUUGCUGACAAAUACUGCUUAAGAGGAGCAGAAUGGGGAGUGGGAGAUUGUUCAGCAGAGGGAAUGACACCAGAUGAAAGAGAUAAGUUCAUAGCCAUGUUGAAGCAGAAGGUCGGCGAGAAAGACUAGAUCACUUUUUAAUUCCAUUUUUUAUUCUUUUGUUAAAAGAUAUAAUCUUUAAUCUUCAUUACCCAAAUCAAUGCCAUUGGAUCUGUAUUUAUUUGUA